AAUGAAAGGAAGUGGAAGAAACGCGGAACCAUGGCCGCUGUGGUUGCUGUUUGCGGUGGUCUAGGGAGGAAGAAGUUGACACACUUGGUAACGGCUGCUGUCAGCCUUACACAUCCCGGGACUCACACGGUGCUUUGGAGAAGAGGUUGUUCACAACAGGUAUCCAGCAAUGAGGACCUGCCCAUUUCAAUGGAAAAUCCUUAUAAAGAACCUCUUAAGAAAUGUAUCUUGUGUGGAAAGCAUGUAGAUUAUAAGAACGUACAGCUUUUGUCCCAGUUUGUUUCUCCAUUUACUGGAUGCAUUUAUGGAAGGCACAUUACAGGUCUUUGUGGGAAGAAACAGAAAGAAAUCACAAAAGCAAUUAAGAGAGCUCAAAUAAUGGGGUUUAUGCCAGUUACAUACAAGGAUCCUGCAUAUCUCAAGGACCCUAAAGUUUGUAACAUCAGAUAUCGGGAAUAAAUUCUAUCACGUUACCACUAAUAAACUUAUUUUACAACAUGGUCUCAAUACGUUGCCCAGGCUGGUCUCUAACUCCUGGCUUCAAUCAAUCCUCCUGACUUGUCUUCCCUAAGUGCUGGGAUUACAGGUGUGAGCCACUGUGCCUGGUCUCACUUUUCCAAUUCUAAAGAAUGUGUCUGUGUAAGCCUUCCCCUCAACAACUUAGUGAAAGGUGAAAAAAAGGUUUGGAAAUAAAAGCAUCUGAUGUUUGAAAAAGUACUUUGUGAAGUAAA
Pan troglodytes (chimpanzee) is the source of this 731-nucleotide messenger RNA. RefSeq names its product mitochondrial ribosomal protein S18C (gene MRPS18C). The record is from RefSeq and is a predicted model, not a curated record. Lineage: Eukaryota; Metazoa; Chordata; Mammalia; Primates; Hominidae. The transcript has 7 exons. Gene Ontology annotation, biological process: mitochondrial translation. The coding region runs from base 31 to 459 and encodes 142 amino acids. Gene Ontology annotation, cellular component: ribosome; mitochondrial small ribosomal subunit. Gene Ontology annotation, molecular function: small ribosomal subunit rRNA binding; structural constituent of ribosome.